AUGACCAAACUUUCAAAUUGUGUAUUAAAAGAGUUUUUUAAUCAAAAAAAUGAUGGUAUGAUUUAUAAAAAAGGGAAAAGACAAUUUGAACAAUCUCAUCAAGAAAAUGAACAAGAAAUAACAAAUACAACUUUAACAACUUCUUCUUCUUUGACUUCUUCAACCAGCACCACCAGCACCACCAGCACCACAACAACUACAACGACAACAACUUCAUCAAGCUCAACAACACCAUCCACUACACCUACACCCUCCUCACCGCCAUUAGUAAAUACACACAAUACAAAUAAUAUAAAUACUAGUUCAAGUUUGAGUAGUACUAAUACAACUCCUCCUCCACAACCUGCACCAGCAAAGAAAAAAGGUAGACCACCAGGGAUAAAGCCAGAGAAAUGUGAAUCUUGUGGUAUAACAAACACAACAGAAUGGCGGAAAGGUGAAAAAGGAAUAUCAUUAUGUAAUGCAUGUGGCUUAAAGUAUAUAAAGCAAAAAAAGAAAGAGAGACUCUCGAAAGCAAAUCACAGUUUAGAUAGAUUAUUAAAUCCAACAGAACAUUUACCAAUACUACCAAUACUACCACUUAAUAAUAAUAAUAUAAAUAAUAAUAAUAAUAAUAAUAACAACAAUAAUAAUAAUAAUAAUAAUACCUAUAACAAUAACUUUAAUAAUAAUAAUAAUAAUAAUAAUAAUAAUAAUAAUAAUAAUAAUAAUAAUAAUAAUAAUAACAACUACAAUAACUAUAGUAUAUAUUAUGAUUAUGAUGACUAUGAUGAUAGUGACGAUAAUUAUGAUAGCGCAGAAGAUGACAGCACGAAAAAACGAAGUAAUUAA
Molecule: messenger RNA, 831 nt
Organism: Heterostelium album PN500
Lineage: Eukaryota; Evosea; Eumycetozoa; Acytosteliales; Acytosteliaceae
Exons: 6
Coding region: 1-831 (276 amino acids)
Biological process (GO): regulation of DNA-templated transcription
Molecular function (GO): zinc ion binding; sequence-specific DNA binding
Source: RefSeq, a predicted model, not a curated record